Messenger RNA from Durio zibethinus, 1561 nucleotides. RefSeq names its product carbon-sulfur lyase. The record is from RefSeq and is a predicted model, not a curated record. Gene Ontology annotation, molecular function: carbon-sulfur lyase activity. Lineage: Eukaryota; Viridiplantae; Streptophyta; Magnoliopsida; Malvales; Malvaceae.
AAGAAAAUUUUCUUAAAGUGACUUUGCCUAAAUUUGCUAUCUCCAAACUAAGUUGCAUUAACCAACGCCAUUCUCUCUCUCUCUCUCUCUAUUGUAUAUAUAAUGCGAACUAUUUCAACUAGACCGCCCAUUCUAUUAAGAACAAUAUUUUAUUGGAAGCCUUUGGAAUCUAGUCCCAUAAAUAAUUAAAUUAAAAUUCUUAAUUACAACUAGGGUCCAUUAGCCAUUUCACACCUACCAAGUAUUGAAAUUACAUAUUAAGUGUCCGCUCCUUUUCAAAAUAAAAUCUUAUUAAAUGGGUACAUUAGUCAUUCAUUAUCCAGGGUACAGAAAAUGGCUGCUGAUGAUGAAUCUUGACCGUCUAUUUGUCCCGUCUUCACCAUCUUGUUCAUAGGAGAGUCCAUUGUAUUUCUCAAGUCUUAACCUGGUGUCAUCCAUCCCUCCAAACUUCAUCUUCUUCAACUCUCAGCAAUUCAACAAAUUAACAGUUACAAACUAAGGAUAGACCUAGGAGAAACUUGCUUUUGUCCUGUUUGUUGGCAUGGAGUCCAAGUUAGUUGUGCACAAUGGUGGUUGCCAUUGCAGGAAAGUAAGAUGGAAUGUCCAAGCACCUACUAGUGUUGUUGCUUGGAAAUGCAACUGUUCAGACUGCUCCAUGAGGGCAAAUACUCACUUCGUUGUCCCGCGUGAAAGGUUUGAGCUUUUGGGAGAUUCCAAAGAGUUCCUUACUACCUACACUUUUGGAACUCACACGGCAAAACAUACAUUUUGUAAGGUUUGUGGAAUAACUUCAUUCUAUACCCCACGGUCUAACCCAGAUGGCAUUGCUGUUUCAUUCAGAUGUGUAGAUCCUGGGACACUCUCCCAUGUUGAGAUUCGUCAGUAUGAUGGGAGGAAUUGGGACAACUCCUAUAAUCAGAGUGGCAUUGCAUCCUUUUCAAAGGAGUAGUCCAAAAUUUGGUGCGAUUUUGUGCAUUUUGGUAUCAAAUCCAUGACUAAGUGCUGCAAGAAUGAAUUUAUAGAGAUUUUCAGCAGAACUAUUUUAUAGAGAUUGUUUAGUUUCCUUUGCAAAGGUAUGUUGUUAUGAUUUUGGAUUGGUAUUGCAUAACUUUUUGGUUUUGUGUAUGCAAGAGGACUUUGUGCACAAGACAUGUUUGCCAAAAUGUCUGUAAAAUAUCAUUGCUUUGCUGGAAUGUGAGAUGCCUUAAAAGGCAUGCUAAGUUUAUUAUGGGGUUAUUCUCAGGGCAUUGGUAUGGAAUAUAAGGAUGGGUCUCAAUUUGUUACUUGGUUUGCGCUUCUUUCUUGAAGGAAGUUUUUAAUUGAUUUACGUCAACAAAUCUUUUUCACUUAAAAAAAAAAAAAAAAAACCACAAAUUCCUGUAAUUUCGGGUUCUUCGGCUUCUUGUUGUUGGCUAAACCUGUGAUUUAUGCCUCGCUUGUGUUGAGAGUGAGUCUUCGAUUUUGUUGGCAUCUUGUGGCUACAUCAAGCGUCAACGAGUUUCUUUUUCUUUUUUUUUUUAAUAAAAAAAAAGUUUUUUACGUCAUUUUUUUAUUUAAUAAA